This is a messenger RNA of Musa acuminata AAA Group (dessert banana), 870 nucleotides long. Its product is annotated as large ribosomal subunit protein uL5. The record is from RefSeq and is a predicted model, not a curated record. Gene Ontology annotation, biological process: translation. Gene Ontology annotation, cellular component: cytosolic large ribosomal subunit; ribosome. Gene Ontology annotation, molecular function: RNA binding; structural constituent of ribosome. Lineage: Eukaryota; Viridiplantae; Streptophyta; Magnoliopsida; Zingiberales; Musaceae. The coding region runs from base 71 to 709 and encodes 212 amino acids. The transcript has 4 exons.
CCUAAUAUAAGAUUUGGGUUCGGCACAUUAGCCACGGCUUCCUUGCCCCCUCUCAUUUCCGAUCGUCGCCAUGGCUUCCGAGAAGAAGCUUUCGAACCCGAUGAGGGAGAUCAAGGUCCAGAAGCUCGUCCUCAACAUCUCGGUCGGUGAGAGCGGUGACCGUCUCACCAGAGCCGCCAAGGUAUACUGGAUCCACGUCGCGUCUUUUUCUGUCUGUUUCUACAAGCUUGCUUGUGCUCGUGAUCUCUGUUUUCUUCCGUUUUCUUUGCAGGUCUUGGAGCAGUUGAGCGGGCAGACACCAGUGUUCUCAAAGGCAAGAUAUACUGUCAGGUCGUUUGGGAUCAGGCGUAACGAAAAGAUUGCGUGCUAUGUCACUGUCAGAGGUGACAAGGCAAUGCAACUCUUGGAGAGUGGAUUGAAAGUGAAGGAGUACGAGUUAUUGAGGAGAAACUUCAGUGAUACUGGCUGUUUCGGUUUUGGCAUACAAGAGCACAUUGAUCUCGGGAUUAAGUAUGACCCAUCGACGGGUAUCUAUGGAAUGGAUUUCUAUGUGGUGUUGGAACGUGCUGGUUAUCGUGUGGCCCGUCGCCGGCGAUGCAAAUCACGUGUUGGAAUCCAGCAUAGGGUUACCAAGGAGGAUGCCAUGAAGUGGUUCCAGGUCAAAUACGAGGGUGUUAUCCUCAACAAGUCUCAAUCAAGCACUGUUUAAGAUCUCCUAAUCUCCCAGAACCUGUUCUUCAAACUGUAGUUUCACUAGUCUUGUUUUGACAGUUGACUUUAUAGUAUACAAUGCACUUAUUUGCCUUUCCAGUUUUUGACCUGUACCCUGAAUAUUUUGAUCACAAAGUAUGAAGAUUAAUUUUUAUACUA